Molecule: messenger RNA, 5538 nt
Organism: Epinephelus moara (kelp grouper)
Lineage: Eukaryota; Metazoa; Chordata; Actinopteri; Perciformes; Serranidae
Gene: tfap2c
Product: transcription factor AP-2 gamma (activating enhancer binding protein 2 gamma)
Exons: 8
Coding region: 2852-4261 (469 amino acids)
Biological process (GO): regulation of transcription by RNA polymerase II; regulation of cell population proliferation; anatomical structure development
Cellular component (GO): nucleus
Molecular function (GO): DNA-binding transcription factor activity, RNA polymerase II-specific; RNA polymerase II transcription regulatory region sequence-specific DNA binding
Source: RefSeq, a predicted model, not a curated record
UUAGUUUAACCCAACCUGCAUCAUAGCCUAUUUAUCGCUUUUACUGCUGAGCUUAGAUUUGUUUUAUUACCUUUCCAUAAUAAUCACCUGUUUGUGAUCGCGCAGCAGCAGCGCCGUGUGCGCUUUUGGAUAACCCGUGAUUAAUGUCAAAAGGCUUGGGUUUUAUUCUCUCAGAAAGUCAAAGUGAUUUGGUUUGAGGCUGCUGGAUUACAAAGACGUGAUGAACAGACUUUGAAUCAGGCUUUUAAGAAAAUGAUGCAUAUUUUUCUUUUUAUAAUUUGUACAAAAUAAGCUGGAUCAUUUCUUAGUUAUUUCUCUUUUUUGAAAAUUAAACUAUAAAAGCAAGCGAGUUCUGCAGGAACAUGGACAUCAUAUGGGAUUCUAAUGUACAACAUGAUACAGAUAAUAUAGGCUAUAUAUAGUGUAUGAAUAUAACCUGAAUAUCAUAGUGACUUGUAUAGGGCCUGCUGGUGUCUAGUAUAGGCUUUAAAGGCGAAUUUGGGAUUUUUAUUUAUCAUUAUAUUGUGAAAAUUCUCACACAAAUCAACCUUAAAAUAUUAUUUCCCACAGGCCACAUGGCACAACUCCCUCAUUGAUUUGUGCCACAUUCUUAAUUUGUCCGGGCAUGGAUCCGUUUAAUCUUUACACCUGACAUCAGCUGAGCCGGUUGUCACCGCAGUGUGCUGUCAUUAAAAUGACAAGCUGAGCAUCACAUUUGCACAAAACAUCACCGGCAAGCCAAGCGUCACUAACCUCCUGUAGGUCUGCUCUGCUCCGACGUGAAAUAACAUUUUAAUCAGCGCGCAUUUCACUUCUGCUCCGCAUCACAACAAGCCAGGGACCAACACUGGAAAAAAAAAAGAUAAUCCUAGUGUAGCCCAUGUCUUGCUGUUCCCAGGCACAGCCGAUCAUCACAGCUUGGGUGCACGGACGCCACAGGCUGUUAUCCUACAACCCAAAAGUCUGUUCGUUAAUCUCAAGAUUUAUAAUCUGACAUGCUCUCCUUCAGUGAUACAAAACCAAUUAACGAAAUGACUCCAAAUAUACUGCACAUUACCCUCUGACAGCUGAAUUUAAAAUAAAAUGGGCUAAAACUUAACAAAAUAAUGCAAAGUGAGUUCGUUAUAAUUAACAAAAGAAGAAAAACAUCUUUUGUCCACACAUUCAGUUCAGAUGCAUAUCAAAGCUUCAAAGCAGCCUUGUUUUGGACACUGCAAAGCUCCACCAAAAAUGUAAAUGAAGUUAAGAAAGAGUUGUUUGUUGAGAUCCUUUUGAGCUUUGGAGGGUUUUUUUAGAGAGAGAGAGAGAGAGAAGCCCUGAGGCUUAUUGCGGUUUGAAACAAGCACUUAACCACCACUGUGAAACACCGACAUCACAAUGUCAUGGGUUUAUCUGAAUGACUAUUAUUGUUAUUACCUAGGCAUUUAAAUCGGACAGUUGCAUUAUCUUAAUAUCUUGCUGGAGUUAUUUUGAGUCGGUAAACAGAUGAGCACGAGGAUUUAAUUAAGUUAAAUGGCAUCCAUAAAGAGCACGGAUAUUAUUCUACCAUACAUCUGAUAACAGUUAAUGUAAUAACCACAAUUGUGAAUAAUAAUUGGCUAAUAAUAAUAAAAAAAAUAAAAAAUAAAUAAACAAAUGAUUAUUAUUAUUAAUAAUAAUGAUCAUUUUAAAACACUUUUUUUGUUUAAAAUGUUUAAAAUAAUACUUGAUGCGAUUAGGUAGGCUACAGUAAAAAAUAAAAUAAAAUACAAUGAAAUAAAAUUAAAAUAAAAUUAAAAAAUAAUUUAAAAUAAUUCCAAAAAUGCAAACAGAUAUUUACAUUGGCAUAUCCUGACUUUAAGAUCAGUUAUAAAAUCAGUAGCUUAGUUUUUAUACUAAAAAACUCUGCAGUAUUUUUCCUGCUAUAAUAAACAUGGCGCCUUUCUUAAUAAUUAUUAAGAACACCAUCAACAUGCUGGAACACCUCGAACCGAGCACUGUGAUUGGCUGAAAGCCUCUCAGUAACCUAGCAACCCGUCACUGCAACAUUUCCCUAUAAUAAAGCUGGUUCUGACACAAAUUGUAUCACGAUCUAAUUCAAUGUUUUCUUACAUUUUUACUUAUGAGCAAUUGAAAAUGAGUUGUUUCCUAAUUUUUGGAGGGUUGUUUUAAAUCUCUUCAUCAUCUCAGUGUGUGUAUAAGGAAUAUAAUCCUGAAACAGAGCCUACAGGUGUCCUCAGGUUACUGAUGAUGCGUCUGGAGAUACAAACAAACUUAGUGUUGAGAGACUUCUCCCACUGUGGGCCACUUAAAGUGGGCUCUAGUAAAGUCACUGGGUUUAAAUGUCUGACUCUGCACAGACGGACAGAAUUCUGAUUGGACCAUCAUCCCGCCAAUCAGCAAUAUUUUCAUUUUCCCUUUUCCCCUGACAUCACCGCGCAGGGUGCCGCCCCCUGUGCGCGCCUGUGCACAUAUAGUACAGUGUUCAUGUGUUCACCAAUAAGACUGAACAUCGCUUUUUCUGCCAUAAGAGGGAGUCAAGUUUCUUAAAUGCACCGUUUUCUCCCGCUGCACAAACAGAACUCCAGAGCACACUGACCGGACACAGGGGGGGGAAAUAUUGCCUGAUUAUUUUCUCCCGUAGUGGCUGUCGGGAAAACUCAUAUCUGCGGUUGGAUAGUGAGUCGGUCGGUCAGUUCGCCCCUUCAGCAUUCACCCGCAACUUCGCCUGUCCGCCGCAGCUGAAGAACAAGGUGGUUCAUGAUCACCAGGAAGCUCUUGGGUUUUUCAUACCUGGAUUAACUCGCAGGCGACGAGAUUGUUUUCUUGUGCUUUUACUCUUUUGUAACGGGGAGACUUUUUCUCUGUCAGAAUGUUGUGGAAAUUAGCUGACAACGUCAAGUAUGAGGAUGACUGUGAGGAAAGGCACGACGGCAACAGCAAUGGGAACCCCCGGCUGCCUCACCUGCCCGCGGUCAGCCAGCACCUCUACAGCCCGUCUCCCUCCCUCUCACACCCGGCCAGUUCGGACUUCCAGCCCCCGUACUUCCCGCCUCCCUACCAGCCCAUCUCCUACCCGCAGUCCAGCGACCCUUACUCGCACCUCGGCGACCCUUUCAACAUCAACUCCAUACACCAGUCGCCGUCGUCGAACCAGCAGCAAUGGCCCGGGCGGCAGGGCCAGGAGGGCCUCGGAGCGCACGGGAGGAGCGGGCUGGCGAGUCAGAUCCUGGGCCUGGAGGGAGGCUCGUCCGGGGUGAGGAGGGAAGGGUUCCGGCGGCCGGAGCUGCUGCCUCCACAUGUGCACGGCAUAGAGUCGUCGGUUAUUGGUGAUAACAUGGGGAUGCACGACAUGGGGCACGGGAUGGAGGAUGUUCAACAUGUAGACGACCACAGUAUUAUUAUGGCAGAUCAGACAGUCAUCAAAAAAGUAUUAGGACUACGAGGUGGCAGGAACCUUGAUCGCUUACAGAGGACUUAUUAUCAGGGGGGCAUUCUUGCGGGUCCUGUCACUCUUCCCAAAGGCAACGCGCUGGGUCUUCCGUUCCAGAAAGAGUCCCUGCUGGGCAUGGUGUCGAACCCCACAGAGGUUUUCUGCUCCGUACCGGGCCGUCUUUCCUUGCUGAGCUCCACAUCCAAGUACAAGGUUACCGUGGCUGAAGUCCAGAGACGUCUAUCACCCCCUGAGUGCCUCAACGCAUCGCUCCUGGGAGGGGUUUUACGCAGAGCCAAGUCAAAAAAUGGAGGUCGCUCUCUGAGAGAGAAGCUGGAUAAGAUUGGACUCAACCUGCCUGCAGGAAGAAGGAAGGCAGCGAAUGUCACUCUGCUUACCUCACUAGUAGAAGGUGAAGCUGUUCAUUUAGCGAGAGACUUUGGUUACGUGUGUGAGACAGAGUUCCCUGCAAAGGCAAUUGCUGAAUACCUGGGCAGGCCGCACGUGGAACGCAACGAGGUUAACUCUCGCAAGAACAUGCUGCUUGCUGCCAAGCAAAUCUGCAAGGAGUUCACUGACCUGCUCACUCAGGACCGUUCACCUCUGGGAAACUCGCGGCCAGCCCCCAUCAUGGAGCCUGGAAUCCAAGGCUGCCUGACCCACUUCAGUCUCAUCACUCACGGCUUUGGCUCUCCGGCCAUCUGCGCCGCCAUGACCUCGCUUCAGAACUACCUGAACGAGGCCCUCAAACAAGUGGACAAGAUGUACCUGAGCUCUGGUAGCGACACCCAGGGAUCCUCAGACAGUGGGAGCAAAUCUACCGACAAAAUGGACAAGCACAGGAAAUGAGAGCUCAGAGGAGAAUCCUUAUGAACUUGAGAACCCCCCCCCGACUCCCUUAAUCUCGCCACCCUGUCUGCCCUUUUUGGACUUUUUUCAAAUCAAUAUUGAUUGAUAAGUAUUGUCAUUUUGAGAGCUGAAUUUGUGUGUGAAUGUGUGAAUGUGUGUGUGUGUGUGUGUACUCGCACUGUUAUAUUUUUGUUGAGAAGUUGAUAAUUUCCAAGAACCAUUCACAGCUGGCUACAAAUCAGUCCGCACCUACGGUGAACGCCUGUGCACUGGUCCUAAUGGGAGCCCACCUCAUGAGCGUGUAAAAUACAACAUAUCACACCAACUGCAGUUCCAUACAGUUGCCAAUGUGCUGAUGCUACAACUACGGGACCUGCUGUCUGUUGACAAGAGGAAAAGAACAAAGUCGGUACUGUUUUUUUCUCCCUAGAGGACAUCAUUUCAAGAUGAGUCGCUGUGGCUGUGAAUUCCUCUCAGCUCCCCUCCCCACCUCCUCCUGCUCUGUCUGGAGGCAAAUCCACUGAUUUCCUGUGUCUCAAUGGACUUGCAAAGGACAAUUUUUAUAUGAGAAAGAGAGAGAAGAAAAUCCACUUCAUUUUCUUUCUUUUUUUUUUGUGUGCUUGAUUUGUACGACCACUUCAAAAUGGCUCCAGUGUUAUUGUGCUUUGUUCACGAAAGAUGAUUUGAAUCUUAUGUAGGCCUGAAUGAAAAUGAGAAAAGACGAUUUUUGGUUUUUCAGUCUGUGUUUGGUCAGAAACCAGAGACUUUACAGCCUCUUCAGUGUUCAUGUGAAUUACAGGCGUAGCAAUGCUUGCAUUGUUACUCUCUCUUUAAAACCUGGCGGCGUUAUUUUUGUGACCACGUUAGGUACUCAUCAUUCUUAGUAUUUAAAAAAACCCAAGUUACCAUCAACCUACCAACCACUUCAGCCCUGCCAGAGUGUGUGUACGUCGUGAGAAUGAGUGUAAAUGUAUAUAUUUCUUUCUUUAAAAAUGUUUUUAAUUAGACAUUAAAUUCCAAACAUAGAAUUUUAUCCAGCGUCUCGUCCUGGAUGUAAAUAUUUUCUAAUUUAUGUUGUAAUUUAAUGGGCUUGUGUAAAUAAUGGUAUCAUUCUGGUGUAUGGUUUCACUUUUUAUGAUGACGUGUUCAACUUUUAUAAAUGGGUUAGUUUUUUAUCGAGUAGAGGUUAGGAAGUGGGCAUGAUAUACUUUUCUGAGAAUAUGUAAAAAAAACAACUGUUUUAAAGUUUCAGGAAAAAAUAAAAAUAAAAUGAAAGA